AUGAAUUUCGAAAAUGUGAUUUGCACAAUUUGCGGUGAUAAAGCGACUGGAAAACAUUAUGGAGCAAUGAGCUGCGAUGGAUGUAAAGGUAUUUUUUUUUGAGAAUAGAGGAAACGGAUAAAAGCCUAAGUAUAUCAAAUUUCAGGAUUUUUUCGGCGAACAAUACGAAAAAGGCAUUCUUAUGUUUGUCGUUUUGGAGGCGACUGUAAAGUGGAUAAAGGUAUGAACUAUGAAGAAUGGGAAAAAUUCAGAAAUAAUAUGAUGAUUGGGGAUUUUUUUCAAUGAAGGUGGGCGCUGCUUAUUUUUCUCUGCACUCUCUCAAAAUAAUACAUAGGCGCUGCUUAUUUUUUUUAAAAGUGGGCGGAGCUUAGCAGCGCCUAUGCAUUAUUUUGAGAGAGUGCAGAGAAAAAUAAGCAGCGCCCACUUUCAUUGAAGAAAACGUAGGCGCUGCUUAUAUUUCUCUGCGCUCUCUCAGAAUAAUGCAUAGGCGCUGCUUAUUUCGAAAAAUGAAGGAAAAUAAGCAGCGCUUUUGAGAGACGCAGAAAAAAUGAGAUUUUUGCACAAAUUUGGAGGUAGAUCAAAAAAUUGAAACUAUAAUAAAAAGGAAAUUUUGUGAGAUCUCAAAAAACGCCGUUUUCCCUGGUGAAUUUCGAAAUUUGUGUAUAAAAAUGAAAUAAAAUGAUAUUUGUCCACUCGAUGCGAUGAUUUUUGUUUGUUAUUCUAGUACUACAUCAUCUUUUUUCCCCCCGAAUAAUCCUCUUAUACGAAAAUGUUUCCUUUUUCCGUUUUGCAUUCUCAUACAAUUUUUCAGCCAAACGAAACGCAUGUCGAAAAUGUCGUUUCGAAGUUUGUCUGCGGAAAGGAAUGCGACGCGACGCGGUACAAACUGAACGAGAUCGAAUUCGACCGGCGAAUUUGAAGAGCGGCGGAAAUUCGAAUGGAAGUGGAUCUUCGAGAGAAACAUCUACAGUUGACGAUCCACUUUUGGAUCAAUUAUUGAAAGUUGAAGCGACGAUGAGACAAUUGAGAUGUACAGUUAUUACGAAAACAUCGGAUGCAAGGAGACAAGCAACUACUUGUGAUGUUACUGACAGGUAGGAAUAUUGAUUAUUGGGUAAAGAAACACAGCUGAAAUAGUGCUACAGUAUGAAUCUUUUAAACUUUUAUUGAAGAAAACUUGGGCGCUGCCUAUUUUUCUCUGCACUCUCUCAAAAUAAUGCAUAGGCGCUGCUUAUUUUCGAAAAAAGUGGGCGGAGCUUGUUAAGCAGCGCUUAUGUAUUAUCUUGAGAGAGCGCAGAGAAAAAUAAGCAGCGCCCACUUUUAUUGAAGAAAACGUAGGCGCUGCCUAUUUUUCUCUGCGCUCUCUCAAAAUAAUGCAUAGGCGCUGCUAAGCUCCGCCCACUUGUUGAAAAUAAGCAGCGCCUAUGCAUUGUUCUGAGAGACGCAGAGAAAAAUAAGCAGCGCCCACUUUUAUUGAAGAAAACAUAGGCGCUGCUCAUUUUUCUCUGCGCUCUCUCAAGAUAAUGCAUAGGCGCUGCUUAUUUUUUGCAAUUAAGCAGCGCCCACGCUGAAAUGACGUCAUUACAGUACUCUUUAAUGACCCGAAAACUAUGAAACAUUCAAAAAAUCCCAAAAUUAAUUACAGUAUGAAUCAACAGCUAAUUUUAAUGGUGGAAUGGGCAAAAAACUUGGAUCAAUUCCAACGACUCGACAUGAACACCCAAAUCUCACUUCUCCGCCAUUUCUCCGCUCAACAUUUAGUUAUGUGUGCCGCAUUUCGAAGUAUUCAUUUAUCCGACGCAGUUUGGUUAACUAAUGAAACAUGUCUGCAUAAAGACAGUCCAAAAGUACCAGAUGUGAAUCGAGUUGCGGCAAGAAUUGUUGAUCAUUUAACAACGCCAAUGAGACAGUUGAAUAUGAAUGAAAUUGAAUACGUGGCUUUGAAAGCUAUCGCGUUUUUUGAUCCACGUAAGUUUUUUUUGAGGUUACAUUUUUUUAAUCAUUCGUCGUUUUUUGUGCUCAAAAAUAUUUUGGUUAGAAUAAACAUUGGAGCGCCCAUGCAUUAUUUUGAGAGAGCGCAGAGAAAAAUAAGCAGCGCCCACUUUUAUUAAAGAAAACGUAGGCGCUGCUUAUUUUUCUCUGCGCUCGCUUCAGAUAAUGCAUAGGCGCUGCUAAGCUCCGCCCACUUUUUCGAAAAUAAGCAGCGCCUAUGCAUUAUUUUGAGAGAGCGCAGAGAAAAAUAAGCAGCGCCCAAAUUUCUUCAAUAAAAAGUGGGCGCUGCUUAUUUUUCUCUGCGCUCUCUUCAGAUAAUGCAUAGGCGCUGCUUAUUUUAUUGUAUUUAGAAAAUCAAAGCGCGCUCAAUCGCACAAAGCAAUUUUCUCUCAAAAAUUCAAAUUACAAUAACACAAAUAGUUAAUUUUUACAGUAGCAAAAGGCGUUGAUGCAAAUUCAUACAACGAAGUGGAAGAAACCCGUCAAAAAGUUCUCGAAUCAUUCGAACAACAUGUUCGAACAGUCUCAGCCUACAAAGAAAUGCCACGUCGAUUCGCAAAUUUAUUGCUACUUCUUCCACCAAUGUUAGCAAUUGCACGUGAUUUGAUUGAAGAUGUUCAACUUUGUAAAUUAUUCGGGCUAGCUUCAAUCGAUCGAUUAAUGCAAGAAUUAAUGUUGCCACCUGAUAGCUCAUCAGAUCCCCAGCCACAAAAUGUUGUUUAA
Messenger RNA from Caenorhabditis angaria, 2715 nucleotides. The record is from the annotation of a GenBank genome assembly. Lineage: Eukaryota; Metazoa; Nematoda; Chromadorea; Rhabditida; Rhabditidae.